GCGCUCUUCAUCAGCUGAUUUUUGCGUCCGGUUCGGCGAGUCAUGCUUUUUCUUCCGGUCCGAUGCAGACCGCCGUUUCAGUAUCUGCGGGAUCGACGGUGAAGAUGGUAGAUGAGGCUGGUGACAGAGAUGAGUCCUCUACCGUUGCCAUUAUCAGGGAAGUCUAUGACAGUGAGAAUGCUCACGAGACAUUUGAAUAUGAGUUAGAAAGAGCGUUAGAAUCGGAAUGCAGUUUAAUUGUUAUCGAACCGUCGAAAUUAGGUGAUGAAACCUCCAGAUGGAUAGCAGUAGGAAAUUGUCUUCACAAGACUGCUGCAUUGUCAGGUCUUGCUGCAAUCGUCACAGGCCUAGUUUGGGGCGAUCGACCAUAUAUCUGUGGUCCACUAGGUUUCACAUCAGUCAUAACCUGCGGACUGUAUACAGUCUCUUGGCAAUUUGAUCCUUGUUGUCAGUAUCAAGUAGAGACUGAUACCAGCAAAUUACCACACGUUGAGCUAUUAGCUGUUUUAGGUCCAUCGUCUCCAACAUUUCUUGUAAGGAAAGAUGAUAAGAGGAGACGAAUUCUCCAUACAACUAUUACAUUGGCAGCCCUUAGCAUUACCACCUGGAGAGUAUAUCAGGCGUUUAAGUGAAAAAAAUGCUAUUAGCAUUGGUCUUGAUUUAAGCCAGGGUGAACCAAUAAGGUGAAUGCUGCUUAUGUGAUCUAAGUAAACCACAUAAACACACAUAAAAAGCCAGAUUUUGUCCGAAUAUUUACAUUGGCAUGUAAUUUCCUCGAGGUCUUAUAUUAUUAUUUCUUGAUCUUCAUCUUGGCAAAAUUUUCAAAGCUAAUACGAAAGGGGAAAGACCAUACAUGCAGUCUUUAUAAUGAAGAAACAAAUAUAUAUAUUGACAUAAGUGUUCUUAGAAUGAUUAAAUUUACAAUGGUACAUAUGGAUUUAGCAUUAUGUAUUUUUAGACUGUAAAUAAAAUAGGUAGAGAGAAUACAAUACGUAUAAUAUGUCAAGGGGUA
This is a messenger RNA of Pogonomyrmex barbatus (red harvester ant), 1012 nucleotides long. RefSeq names its product Transmembrane protein Pmi (gene Pmi). NCBI's taxonomy places the organism in Eukaryota, Metazoa, Arthropoda, Insecta, Hymenoptera, Formicidae. Gene Ontology annotation, biological process: inner mitochondrial membrane organization. The record is from RefSeq and is a predicted model, not a curated record. Gene Ontology annotation, cellular component: mitochondrial inner membrane.